AUGCAUGAAUCGGAAAAUUCUUCACCAAUGUCUUCACCGCGUUCCAUUCGUGAAUACCAUCAAGGAAAUGGUACUUUACGUGGUGGAGGUCUACAGAAAGUAUUUUAUGAUGGACCGACUUUUAAAGCAUACAAACGAAAAUUAGAUUAUCGAAUGGGAUAUUGUAUCCUGGGUUCUUUGGUCACAAUCGCUACCAUACUAACUAUUUUUGGGUUCUUCCAUGAAACUGCUCAUGAAGGGUUGCUAGAGUAUAUCAAAUCAACCCGUCAAAUGCUUAUUGAUUUAUUGCCUUCUACAGUAUCACCGACUCUUGCAGUAUCUGCGAUCACUGCAGCUAGUUAUACUCCAGUUAAUACUGAUGUUAUAAAACCAAAGCUAUCAUCUACUGAUAGCACAGAGUCCAACAAUGCACCUAGUAAUGAUAUGGUUUUGUUGAUGACAGCAUUAACAAAUUAUACAACCAUCAAAAGCAAUAAUGAGUUAGAAGAAGACAGCAAAGAAUAUCUAAAUUUCCCUCAUAAGGAAUUAAAUACAUGUUAUGGAUCAAAUGAAAUCAAUGAAGAGAAGUGUUUAGUAGUUGAUGAACUCAACAAAUAUCACGACAUUUUACAAAGCUCCCAUAUAGCUUUAUGGAAUUUAGCUAUGGUUAAUAUUAUUAUUGCAAUGAUGCUUACACCAUUUGCGCUUAUAUUCAAUUUUGAGCUUGUCAAAAAUAACUGCUACAAAUUAAUCUAUCGUGUGAUGUUACUUCUGACACUAUUCUUCAUGGCAGUGCAAUUAAUUAUUUUGAUCAAUCCACUGCUUUAUAAUUCUUUUAUUCAUCCUGAUAUUGUUGAUAAACUUUUCAUCGAAAAACUUCCACGAGAAAAAAAACUAACUGACCAAGUGGAAUCACGAUUUGCUUGUCAGUUUGAUUACAUCAGUCAGUUGGUUGAGCUUAACCUGCAAGAACCUUGCAUUCCUCGAAUAAAGAAUAUGCUUCUUUUGCCAUAUGCAGUGAUAUUAUUGAUAAUGAUUGAUCUAAUCCCAUUUAUAUUUGCAUUUUUUACGUAUGCUUGGGAUAAAUGGCUCAAGGAUUCAUCAUUGUGCAGUAAUGCCAGAAGUCGCAUUGAACUUAACAAUCAGCGAAGGUAA
Molecule: messenger RNA, 1134 nt
Organism: Thelazia callipaeda (thelaziosis nematode)
Lineage: Eukaryota; Metazoa; Nematoda; Chromadorea; Rhabditida; Thelaziidae
Source: the annotation of a GenBank genome assembly